Heteronotia binoei (common prickly gecko) is the source of this 2502-nucleotide messenger RNA. RefSeq names its product zinc finger protein 345-like. The record is from RefSeq and is a predicted model, not a curated record. The transcript has 7 exons. Gene Ontology annotation, biological process: regulation of transcription by RNA polymerase II. NCBI's taxonomy places the organism in Eukaryota, Metazoa, Chordata, Lepidosauria, Squamata, Gekkonidae. The coding region runs from base 1 to 2502 and encodes 833 amino acids. Gene Ontology annotation, molecular function: RNA polymerase II cis-regulatory region sequence-specific DNA binding; DNA-binding transcription factor activity.
AUGGAGCGGGUGUCUCUGGAAAGGUUGGGACCAUCUGUGAAGAUGGAAGCGGAGGUCUCUGAGGAGGAAGGGUCUCCCUUGGAGGAAGAGCAGAAGGCGCAGGCCCAGGAGCGUGUCCAAGAGGCCCUCUCACACAGCAGUGAAGAGACGGUGCUGAGUCUUUGUGGAGGAGAGGAAACGGCUGCUGCCCCUGCAGUCCAGAAUGCCCCUGUCCAGAGUACAGUCUUGACUGGGACAGUCUCUGAUGAGGAAACCUGCUUUUUCUUUGAGGGUCCUUUUUCCUUCGAGGAGGUGGCUGUGUUUUUCAUCGAGGCUGAGUGGGCCCUGCUGGAUCCAGACCAAAGAGAUCUCUACAGGGAAGUCAUGCUGGAGAACUAUGGGAACGUGGCCUCUCUGGGAGAUGUUGAGGAGUCAGUUGGGAAAUUUCAGGGAUUGUCACAGGAAAAAGCCAGGAAUGAAAAGGCUGAAGGAAAUUUCGAGAAUAGAGAUGGGCCAGAGAAGCAGGAAGGAAACUGUGGGGGCUUCAGUGAAAUCCCACCCCAUAGCCAUCACCAGCGGACUCAUUCAGGAAGAUUCAGUCAGAGUGGCCAUCUUAAAAGACAUCAAAGAAUUCACACAGGGGAGAGACCUUUUGAAUGUUCAGAGUGUGGAAAGAAAUUCAGUCAGAGCAGCCAUCUGCAACAGCAUCUUCGAACCCACACAGGGCAGAAACCUUUUGAAUGCUCAGAGUACGGAAAGAGAUUCAAUCUGAGUUCCGACCUUCGAAAGCAUCGAAGAUCUCACACAGGGGAAAAGCCUUUUGAAUGUUCAAAGUGUGGAAAGAGAUUUAGUCAGAGUGGUGAUCUUCAACAGCAUCUAAGAACCCACACAGGGGAGAAACCAUAUGAAUGCUUGGAGUGUGGAAAAAGGUACAGACUCAGUGAACAUCUUCGACGACAUCAAAGAGCCCACACAGGGGAGAAACCUUUUGAAUGCUCAGAGUGUGGAAAGAGGUUCAGUCUGGAUUCAGACCUUCGAAAGCAUCGAAGAACCCACACAGGGGAGAGGCCCUUUGAAUGCUCAGACUAUGGAAAGAGAUUCAAGUGUGGAAAGAGAUACAGUUGGAGUGGCACUCUUCAAAAUCAUCAAAAAACCCAUACAGGGGAGAAACCUUUUGAAUGCUCAAAGUGUCGAAAGAGAUUCAGUCAGAAUGGUAAUCUUCAACUGCACCAAAGAACUCACACCGGGGAGAAACCUUUUGAAUGCUCAGAGUGUGGAAAGAGAUUUAGUCAGAAUGGUAAUCUUCAACUGCACCAAAGAACUCACACAGGGGAGAAACCUUUUGAAUGCUCAGAGUGUGGAAAGAGAUUUAGUCAGAAUGGUAAUCUUCAACUGCACCAAAGAACUCACACAGGGGAGAAACCUUUUGAAUGCUCAGAGUGUGGAAAGAGAUUCAGUACGAGUGGCAGUUUUCAAAAGCAUCAAAGAACCCACACCGGGGAGAAACCAUUUGAAUGCUCAGAGUGUGGAAAGAGAUUCAGUACGAGUGGCAGUUUUCAACAGCAUCACAGAACCCACACAGGUGAGAAACCUUUUGAAUGCCCAGAGUGUGGAAAGAGAUUCAGUAAGAGUGGUGGCCUUCAGUAUCAUCAAAGAACCCACACGGGGGAAAAACCUUAUGAAUGCUCAAAUUGUGGAAAGAGAUUCAGUAGGAAUAACAAUCUUCAACAGCAUCAGAGAACCCACACAGGGGAGAAGCCUUUCGAAUGCUCAGAGUGUGGAAAGAGAUUCAGUGGGAGUGGUAGUCUUCAAAAGCAUCAAAGAACCCACACCGGGGAGAAACCUUAUGAAUGCUCAGAGUGUGGAAAGAGAUUUAGUCAGAAUGGUAAUCUUCAUCUGCACCAAAGAACUCACACAGGGGAGAAACCUUUUGAAUGCUUAGAGUGUGGAAAGAGAUUCAGUACGAGUGGCAGUCUUCAAAAGCAUCAAAGAAUCCACACUGGGGAGAAACCAUUUGAAUGCUCAGAGUGUGGAAGGAGAUUCAGUGAGAGGGGGACUCUUCACCAGCAUCACAGAACCCACACAGGUGAGAAACCUUUUGAAUGCCCAGAGUGUGGAAAGAGAUUCAGUAAGAGUGGUGGUCUUCAAUAUCAUCAAAGAACCCACACGGGGGAGAAACCUUACAAAUGCUCAAAUUGUGGAAAGAGGUUCAGUAGGAAUAACAAUCUUCAACAACAUCAGAGAACCCACACAGGGGAGAAACCUUUUGAAUGCUCCGAGUGUGGAAAGAGAUUCAGUGGGAGUGACAGUCUUCAAAAGCAUCAAAGAACCCACACUGGGGAGAAACCUUAUGAAUGCUCAGAGUGUGGAAAGAGAUUCAGUGAGAGGGGAACUCUUCAACAACAUCAGAGAACCCACACAGGUGAGAAACCUUUUGAAUGCCUAGAGUGUGGAAAGAGAUUCACUGUGAGUUCCAGUCUUCGAAAGCACCAAAGAACCCACACAGGGGAAAAGCUUUUUUGA